This is a messenger RNA of Oncorhynchus masou masou (cherry salmon), 1656 nucleotides long. RefSeq names its product uridine-cytidine kinase 1-like. Gene Ontology annotation, cellular component: cytoplasm. The record is from RefSeq and is a predicted model, not a curated record. NCBI's taxonomy places the organism in Eukaryota, Metazoa, Chordata, Actinopteri, Salmoniformes, Salmonidae. Gene Ontology annotation, molecular function: ATP binding; ribosylnicotinamide kinase activity. Bases 233 to 1051 code for a protein of 272 amino acids. The transcript has 7 exons.
GAUUAUAACAGCUGAAUGGUGGCCAAUUGAAUGGCAACAUUACAGAAUAAACACAUUUAAAGAGUUUCAAAUGAGGACUCUUAUUUUGACGUUUUUACAAACAUUAGUUUUGCCCCAGGAAGUGCUUGGCCGUGUUCUCGCGUAUUUACAAAUAUGAACGGGAAAAGAUUAUUGUUUUGGAAGGCAGCUGACUAGCAACAAAAGCGUGCUGUUUUUCGACAAUUGACCCGACAUGACUGCUGCCAGACCGCUUGAGAUGGAGCGGCCAAGGCACCGUCCGUUUCUGAUCGGUGUUAGCGGAGGAACUGCCAGUGGCAAGUCAACAGUAUGUGCAAAAAUCAUGGAGUUGCUGGGCCAGAAUAAGGUGGACCAUCGUCAGAGGCAAGUGGCCAUCAUCAGCCAAGACAGCUUCUACAAAGUCUUGACACCUGACCAGAAGGCCAGGGCACUCAAGGGCCAGUACAAUUUUGACCACCCAGAUGCUUUCGACAACGAGUUGAUGUACCAAACCCUGAAGCAUAUUGUGGAGGGGACAGUGGUGGAGGUGCCAACAUAUGACUUUGUCACGCAUUCGAGGCUGCAGGACAGGAUAACAGUGUACCCGGCUGACGUGGUGCUGUUUGAAGGGAUCCUGGUUUUCUACUCACAGGAAGUGAGGGAUAUGUUUCACAUGAAGCUCUUUGUGGACACAGACUCUGAUGUCAGACUGUCUCGCAGAGUUCUGCGGGAUAUGAAGAGAGGCAGAGACCUGGAGCAGAUCCUCACCCAGUACACCACGUUCGUUAAGCCAGCCUUCGAGGAGUUCUGCUUGCCUACCAAGAAAUAUGCAGAUGUCAUUAUUCCUCGAGGAGUUGACAACAUGGUGGCCAUCAACCUCAUUGUGCAGCACAUCCAGGACAUAUUGAAUGGGGACCUCUGCAAGUGGCACCGUGGAGGAGCGGUCAACGGGCACAGCCGGGGCUUCAAGCGGGCCGCCUCGGAGCAGGGGGACCUGGCCAACUUCCCCCCAGGGAAGAGGGUCCUACUAGAGCCCAGCAGUCGCCCCCACUGAGACCAAAAUCAGUGUUUACUGUCUGUCAGUCUGUCUACUAUAUAUGUGUGUGUGUGUGUUUUGUAGUAUGUAUUUAGAAUUGAGGGUUGAUGCAUUUACUGACUAGGUUUGGGAUGGGAGAGAGCUGGGGGGGGUACUAGCUCCUGUAACUCACCUGCAGACUAUCCAAUCAGAUAGGGAGGCCUUGAUAAUACAUCCAAGAUGAUUAAUUAAUAUAUCACUGAUAUAGAUAUCAUGAGCAGGUAUGACAACUCUUUAUUUUUUAAUUACUCCGUCUUCCAUGUGUACAUUUUUAGCCUGCAGUGGUUUGACUACCUGCUAACAUAGGAGUGAGAUGGUAGAAAAAAAGCUUAUUUUUUUCCCUUUUUUAAAUGUCUGUUUUGAUUUUGGCUUUGUUUGCUGCUUAAAAUGUGUUAUAUUGUAUCUGAACAUGUGGAAAUCAGAUAAGUACAAUAUUUAUCACCUAAUGUGUAGGCUGUUUGGAUUGUGAAAUAUUUGCUGGAUCAUCCCUUGAUGCCAUGGUAAAUUCAUGCCUUGUGAGUUUAUUUUUUAAAGCAUUUUCCUAAUGACCAUGAUAUUUAAGAAAUAAAAUAGGUUCACUAUCA